GACGUCAUCCAGACCGACGGCUACUGAAACAACGCUGUCUCCCCGCAUUGUAGCGACAGACACACGGGAGGAAGACUGGAGGAGUGAGGCAGGAGUUUCAAUGAGGUUAGAGCUUUUCACAUCGUCGACAGACAAAGGAGAGAAAAAUCUGCCAUUUACUGUAACAUGUAAAUGGAUGUGAAAGAGGAGACGUGUGAUGCCGACAUGAAUAUCAUGGAGAAAAGGACUGUAAAUGUUAAGGAGGAGGACUGUGAAUGGGAGAGUCUGGACAUUAAGGAAGAGGACCGUGAACUGGGGUCAUUGAGUAUUAAACAGGAGGAUGAACAGAAGUGUGUCAGCACUGAGUGUGUCAAGGAAGAUGACCAUAAUUAUGAACAUCAAGAUGGAGCAGUGACCGGGUUAGUCUCUUCUCAUAGCAGACACUCUUCAUCUCCGGAGUCUUCUACCAAUGUAAAAUACGAAUCAUUACAGUCUGAUACAAAGGGGACUGAAGGAAUUUCAUCUGCUAAAACACAGGAGGCUCAGCCACCACCUAAGACGUCAUUUAAAACAAGGGAGAAGCCAUAUGACUGUUCUGAAUGUGGCAAACAGUUUUCACAGAGAAGCUAUCUUCAUCACCACAAAAAAAUUCACACAGGAGAGAAGCCACAUUGUUGUUCUGAAUGUGGCAAAAGAUUUUCAUGGAGAAGCUAUCUUCAGAUCCACCAAAGAAUUCACACAGGGGAGAAGCCAUAUGACUGUUCUGAAUGUGGGAAACAGUUUUCAUUAAGAAGCAAUUUCCAACGCCAUAAAAUAACUCACACAGCACAGAAGCCGUAUUGCUGUUCUGACUGUGGCAAAAAGUUUUCACGGAAAAGCUAUCUUCAGAGCCACCAAAGAAUUCGCACAGGGGAGAAUUCAUAUGACUGUCCUGAAUAUGGCAAAAAGUUUUCACAAAGGUGCCACUUUCAGAGGCACCAAAGAUUUCACACAGAAGAGAAGAAAUAUGACUGUCCUGAAUGUGGUAAAACGUUUUCACAGAGAGGCUAUCUUCAGAGCCACCAAAGAAUUCACACAGGAGAGAAGCCCUUUUCCUGCUUUGAAUGUGGCAAAAAGUUUUCACAGAGAAGCAAUCUUCAGAGCCACCAAAGAAUUCACACAGGGGAGAAGCCAUAUGAGUGCUCUGAAUGUGGAAAACGGUUUUCACAAAGAAGAAAUGUUCAACGCCACAAAAUAAUUCACACAAGACAGUAGCCAUUUGCUGUUCUGAAUGUGGUAAAACGUUUCCAAUGAGAAGAAGGCUUCAGAGGCACCAAAGAAAUCACACGGGAGAAGCCAUAUGACUGCUGUGAAUGUGGCAAAAAAAUUUCACAGAUAAGCCAUCUUCAGAGACAUCAAACUAUAUCUAUAUAUAACUAGUAUCAACUGAAGUGUGUAGUGUCAAUACGAAUUACAAAAUAUAACUAGAGAGUUACGUGUCAGAUAGACUCUCAAAAAUAUAAAUCUCAAUGCCUUUGAGUGUGUUGAGGCUUCACAAAGCCUCCUUUAACUACUCAUGUCUGCUCCAUGUUUCGAACCCCGUUCCACGUUUCAUUAAUCAGUGCGCAUGUCUGCUCAGCGCUUCAAAUCAUAAUUCAUCGAACCACAUUUGCAGUACGAAAUUUCAAAAACUCGACAGAACUUUCAGCUGAAAUGAAUGUUUGUGGAAGAUCAAUAGAUUUUGAAGGAUUGUGCCGAUAAUACAUAGUGACAAGAAACAAAACUAUAAAUUACACAUCUUACAAGUGCCUACUGGUAGAAUGCACAGUAUACUCUACUGAUAAAGCUAAGAAGAACUUUAGUAUUACGGGGUACGACACCUCUCUCUCCAUAAUACACCCUUCUCAUAAGUGCCCCUUCUUUGGCUCUUUAUCAUUAAUUUAUUUUCUCUUUAUAUAUAAAAAGAACAUCCAAAUUGUGUAACGUUUUCAUGCAACCUUCAUUUUUCUUCAGAACCGUAUGUCAUAUAUAAAGUCCUGGCCACAACACAAUGCCUUUUCUCUUCUCGGUCCGCCUCCACUCCUCUCCAACACGCUACGUCUUCUUCCUCCCGACUCUCGCCCUGACUGGAGGGAGGCGGCCCCUUUUAUGUGCCCCGGAUAGGCUCCAGGUGCAUCAUUAGGGCCUCCGUAGCCACACCCCUGUGUGGCGGAACCUCCCAAGGUGUUGCCGGAAGUCCACCGGGUGCUCUCAAGUUUCUUCCCCCCAGCACUUCCCGGUGUGGCGGAAGUACUGAGG
Messenger RNA from Erpetoichthys calabaricus (reedfish), 2256 nucleotides. RefSeq names its product zinc finger protein OZF-like. The record is from RefSeq and is a predicted model, not a curated record. The transcript is spliced from 3 exons. NCBI's taxonomy places the organism in Eukaryota, Metazoa, Chordata, Cladistia, Polypteriformes, Polypteridae. Gene Ontology annotation, biological process: regulation of transcription by RNA polymerase II. Gene Ontology annotation, molecular function: RNA polymerase II cis-regulatory region sequence-specific DNA binding; DNA-binding transcription factor activity, RNA polymerase II-specific. The coding region runs from base 172 to 1233 and encodes 353 amino acids.